CUUGAUAAUCAGACAGGCGAUCGGUUUGUAAACGUCAUGUGAUUCCUGACUGAUCUAAAGGUUUAUAAUGAUGAUUGCAGCAUGAGCUAAAUCCAGGAUUUUGUUUUGAAUCUGAGCUAAAGAUACCCAAUCCCUUUAACAAAUUUAAUCAGAUCGUAAUGACGACAUUCACGCAAAAAAAAUACUCUGUCACUCUUCUAAAUAUAGAUUACUUGUUUGUUUAUAUUUUGACACAGAAGCGGCAUGUCCCACUGGAUGGGACAGUGUAGUACCCGGAUGUUACAAGUUUGCAUCCACGCAAGACACGAUGUCUUAUUCAGACGCGUCAUCAUCUUGUGCCGCUAUUAGUGGAAAACUUGUUGUUUUCAACAGUGAAGAAGAGAUGUACGAAGUUGGUUAUACGUACGCGAGUCCAUACAUUUCUGCUGCUAGUGCCGGGUGGAUAUGGAUUGGUUGUACGGACCAGGCCGUAGAGGGAACCUUCGAGUGUGAAGACGGUACACAAGUAGAUAGUGCUUUGUGGCUUACUGAUCCACAACAACCAACCAUCGGGAGUGGCAGAAACUGUAUUAACUAUCUAUACAAUAGCCAUGGCUUGUCAACUUCUAGUUGUGGCGACUCAUACCCAACCCUUGCUCUAUGCGAAGUUGACCCGAUACCAGAUACAACACCUUCUCCGCCUCCACAGCAAGCCAAAUAUCGAAACCGAUCAGGAUUCUACUCAAUGGCAAAAGACAACAAUGGAAGCCCUAUGAUUGACUACUGUCUUUCAGAUCACGUGAUGAAGACAAUAUAUAUGAAGGAUAAACUGCAUUGCGCCGCUGAAUGCGAAAAGGAAUCCGGAUGCAUGUCAUUCAAUUACAGAGAUGGUAAAUGCGAGCUGAACGCUGAAACAAAAGAUGGGGCUAGUUCUAGCUCAUUCUCCCAGCGUGAUGGAUGCUUAUAUUACGAGCCUCUCUGAA
This is a messenger RNA of Strongylocentrotus purpuratus (purple sea urchin), 962 nucleotides long. RefSeq lists its product as uncharacterized. The record is from RefSeq and is a predicted model, not a curated record. NCBI's taxonomy places the organism in Eukaryota, Metazoa, Echinodermata, Echinoidea, Camarodonta, Strongylocentrotidae. The transcript is spliced from 3 exons. The coding region runs from base 308 to 961 and encodes 217 amino acids.